Molecule: messenger RNA, 3445 nt
Organism: Amoebophrya sp. A120
Lineage: Eukaryota; Dinophyceae; Syndiniales; Amoebophryaceae
Source: the annotation of a GenBank genome assembly
CGAUGACAAUAUCGCCUCGUGGGUCGUACAUUAGAUAGAAGUAGAACUACAAAGAGCUGGCUCGCUAUACGAGCGUGCCACCGCGCCGCGAGCAACUGAAGGUUAGAAUAAGAGGGCCCGAGAAAAAGAAUCUCACUUCGGAACAACAUGUCGCAUCUCCGUUCGUUUGCUUCCUUCUUCAACCUGCUCGGCGCGAGCCAAUGGAAGUCUGCAGCUGCUAUGCCUGUGAUUUGCAACGGACCGGGAUCCACCGGGUACCGGGAUCUGAAGAAAAGCAGUUCCGACGCGGAGCAAGAGUACUUCCACCGCGCGCCCCUGCUUGCGAGCAAUGCGUUCGAGCAGGAGGCGCGGUCCUUCGUCAACCAGGAAUUCGUUCGACGAGGAGUGCGUUCGUCCACAGCCGGUGAGGAACAAAUUCCCGAAUUCUGCACGCCGACCUUUGGAGGGCAGGAACUAGGCAGCGAAGCGGAUGGCUUCAUGGGUACGAAUCCCGACGAGGAGUUGGACCCCGAGGAAAACCACCCACCGAUGGUGCUGGCCGGCGAGGCGAAUUCGCACAGGGCCCGCGCUGCCCACCCGCUGCUGGGCUGCGCGCGCCGCAACCAGCGUGCGCUGAAGUUUCUCGGCGUCGCAACAGCGGUUGCCGGCGCAAUUUCCGGACUUCUUGGCCCAAAUAUGAUCGGCACGACGGGCGGCACGAAUAGUCAGUUUGCAGCAAGAACUGCGGGACAGGAACCGUGUGACCUCAAGUCUUCCUCAGCCGGACGUAGUAAAGCCUUCUUGCAGCCGGCGGAUCACAACGCCGCCUCUGCCGCACCUUCCGUUGUUGACAAAGACGGCAAUUUGAUUGCUUUCUCGCAGGACUUGCCGUCGCCCAAAGGAUUUGACUCCUCGGGCGACCACACCUACGAGAACCUGAUAAGGUCCGGGAAGGCGCAGGUCUUGGAGCUGGUGGAAAAGAAACCAAAAAUCACGUACCGCACGGCGGAAGAGACGGAGGCAUUGGCGAAGAGGGAAGCUGCGAAGAAGGCCGCAAAGGACAAGGACGACACCGUCCCGCCGUUCGUGAAUCUGAAUCUGGUCACCGUGGAGCGCAAGCCGGCGGGCGCAGCAACUACGCGACAGGCGGUUUCGGACGUGAAAAAAGACAUUGCGCAAGCGUUCGCAGCAGCAGAACCAGCAAAGAGCGCAGCUGAGGACAGUACUGAAGCUAAUGCCAGUUCAUCUUCGUCUGUCGCUAAGCAAGAGAAAGCUUUCCUCAACGCGGAGGCACAUACCCUCGCCAGCGCGCUCACGGAUGGCGUCGAGAAUCUUUUCAAGGACUCCUCGUCCUCGGGAAAGUUGAAAGUAGAGAUGGAAGACGGCCAGACGUUCAAGUACGAAACUGGGAAUAUGAAAGGCAAAAGUACACAAGAAGAUUCUUCGUCCGAUGAAACAACCUCAUCACAACCAGUCGCUUCACCAACAACCUCGGCGCCGCAAAAAAACCACCUGCGGCCGGACGAGGUUCUGAUCGAGGGAAAGAAGUACCUCACCGUGCAUUUGCCAGCGCUGGACGAGGCAGAAACGGAAACCGGUCAUGCGGAGGAAGAUUUGACACCAGAUGAAGGCAGGCCAAAAGCAGAGAUCGGCUCUCUCGCCCCCUUGCGCGACAUCACGGACGCGGACAGGUUCAUUCAGAUGUCAAACCUGCCUCCGACGUUCAUUGCCGGCCCAGAACCGACGGUAGGACAUCAAGAGGUCCCAAACCCAACCGAAGCAGUGCGUCGUUCCGACUUCUUGAAUCCCACCCAGAGAUUCGUGCUGGAUCUACAACGCAAGAAGCGGCUGCUCGCGCACGUGGUCACGCCCGGAAACGCGAUGCAACAACGGUACGCCACGCCCGAGCAGGUGAAGCAGGCCAUGACCAAGGCGGACCCGCUGAGCUACAUCGAGUUCGAUUCGCAGGACGUUAUGGUGCUGCCCGACACGCCGGACAACGGUUUUGUUUCCAUGUCGGCGUCAUUGGUGCUCCCGAAAUCCGACCCGCUCGACGACGGUAUGCCGUUCUACUCCGCGCCGUUCGUUUGUCCUUUGGGAGAAAGUACUACACCGUUCGCGGCCGCGGAUAACCGCUUCACUGACAGUUUCCCCGUAGGUGGAGGACCGCAAGCAGCGGGUAUGAGUACCACGCCGGAGGAGAUCAACAUUCAAACCUUGAUUUACGGGAAAACCCAACCCGAGCUGCCAUUGUCGACCGCGCAAGCGAACACCGAAGCCGCAAUUGUCGAAAAACAACACCCCUACUACAUGCAGUACUUCGACGCGGACCAGUGCGACGUGCUCGUCACAUCGAACGGCGAUUUCGGUAGCACGGUAUGCAUUGCAAGUGUAAACUUCGCACUAGCUUGAAUCGCAUAUAGAAAUGUUUCAAGAAGAAAGUUGGAAUUUGUCGUGCAGAUAUUGGUGGUAAAGGGAAACCAGAUUUGGCAUGUAUGAGUGCGAUUUCAGUAAAUACAAGCGCGAUACUUACAUUUUGCAGUGGAUACAUGGGAAUCGCCAGCAACGCGCUGCGCUACUCGAAGAACGCGGCGGACCGGGCGCAUUGGCUGGAAGAGUUGUUGGCGAAGAGAAUUAUCAAUCCCCUGGAUAGCCGCUUCGCCGUUACGAUGACCGAGGCGGGCAGGAACGCGCUUUUCAACGCGAAAGACAGUUUGACGCCAGACGAGCGGAGCCGCGCGAUCAGCUACUUCCGAAACCUGCGCGGCCCGCCGACGCAGCAGCAGAUGCUGGACCUCCUGGAGCCGAUCCCCGGCGAGUUGACCGAGGUGAUCGCGAACUGCCCGUUGAAAGCGCUGGUAGGCGUCGCGGACCCGCUCCAGGUGAUGCCGAAAGUGAACCAGGACCGCGUGGUCAAGGCCAAGAUGAACAAUCUGGCCUUGAACAUGGAUGAUUUCUUCUCGCUGAACGUGCCCUGCACGAUCCAGAAGCCGUCCAUGACCGAGGGUAUCGUGACGCAAAAUUUACCGGCGCUGCGCGAGGUCGAUGGGGAGAAUGAAGGGAGUGCAGCAGGGGCGAGUGGGACAGGAGCAUUUGCGGCCGUGUAAGAAUAAAGAAAUGCGGAGGACCUUCAUGCUUUGUAGCGGUUUUAUUUCGCUGUUGUUUUAGGAAUGAAGUUGAAAUCUGUCGUUUCUGUUGUGAAAAUACAAAGAAAGAAGUUUACUGCGAAAUACAAAACUUUAAGAAUACUGAUUUACUUCAAGAAAAAUUCCAAAUCUGUUUUUUGCUUGCAGAAAUGUAAAAAACUUAAUUGCCUAUGUGAAACAAUGAAUGGAGUGUCUCCACAAGGUGGAUAGAUUUUGCUUCAGAUGAUCCUUUUCACUCCCGCCCGUGGAGUAGUGCAAGAUGAAUAUAGCUGUAAAUCUGCCAAAAUUCAACACCGGUAAUAUGACUAGCCUGAAUGAAU